This is a messenger RNA of Erythranthe guttata (spotted monkey flower), 796 nucleotides long. Its product is annotated as ethylene-responsive transcription factor ERF024. Gene Ontology annotation, molecular function: DNA-binding transcription factor activity; DNA binding. Lineage: Eukaryota; Viridiplantae; Streptophyta; Magnoliopsida; Lamiales; Phrymaceae. The record is from RefSeq and is a predicted model, not a curated record. Gene Ontology annotation, biological process: regulation of DNA-templated transcription.
AUGUCUCAGUCUCCCGGCGGGGGCAGUAGCAGCAGUGUUUCUCCGGCAUCCGACGGCGGCCGCCGUUGUCGCAGCCCGUCAGUGUACCGGGGCGUGAGGAGGAGAAAGAGCAGCGGGAAAUGGGUCUCCGAAAUUCGGGAGCCCAGAACCCCGAACAGGAUAUGGCUGGGCACUUUCCCCACCCCGGAGAUGGCGGCCGCCGCCUACGACGUGGCGGCGCUCGCUCUCAAGGGGGGUGAAGCCCAGCUCAACUUUCCCAACUCAGCUUCUUCUCUCCCUGUCCCCGCUUCCACCUCGCCGCGGGACAUUCAGGCCGCGGCUGCCAGUGCAGCCGCGGCUGCUGGGGCCGCGGUGGACGCCUUUCGGGCACAACCGCCUGAAGUUCCGGUUAGCUUGGAUAAUAAUAUUGAUGUUAUUGAUCAUGGGUUUGUGGACGAGGAUUUGAUAUUUGAUUUGCCGAACGUUCUUGCGAACAUGGCCGAAGGGUUGCUAAUUAGCCCUCCGCCAAGUAUUAAUUACGGAUUUGCUGAUCAUGAUAAUAAUGUUGAUCAUGGAAGUUAUAAUAAUAUGGAGGAUGCAGGGUAUUAUCUCUGGAAUUAUCAAUAAUUAAAUUCAUCAAGAUAAUAAUUAUUGAUUAAAAAUAAAUCAGUAAAAUAAGAAAUUAGUGUGUGUGUGUGGAAUGAGUGUGUUACAUGAUGUAAUAACAUAUAUAUGUUGCUUGUAAAUUAAGGAUUUAAUGCAUGCUUAAGGGUUUGCCUUGCAUUUAUAAUUUGUGUGUUAAGUAAGAUAUAUGUAU